Eruca vesicaria subsp. sativa (arugula) is the source of this 246-nucleotide messenger RNA. The record is from the annotation of a GenBank genome assembly. NCBI's taxonomy places the organism in Eukaryota, Viridiplantae, Streptophyta, Magnoliopsida, Brassicales, Brassicaceae.
AUGGCGAUUAACCAGCUCCACCUUUCCUUGCGUGUUCAACAGCUCGAUGUUUGCUGCGAGACCAAAACUAAGGAUAAUGUGUUUGUCACCAUUGUUGCUUCCAUUCAAUACCGUGUCUUAGCUGAGAGUGCUCAAGGUGCUUUUUACAAGCUUAGCAACACCAGGAAUCAGAUUCAAGCUUAUGUCUUUGAUGUGAUACGAGCAAGUGUUCCUAAACUGGAUCUAGACUCAACCUUUGAGCAGUAG